GGUUGCUUCAUCCACCUCCUGGCGGACGCCCGGCUCAAAGAGGAACAAGCCACUUGCCCCAAUUGCCGCUGCGAGAUCAGCAAGAGCCUGUGCUGCCGAAAUUUGGCCGUGGAAAAAGCCGUCAGCGAGCUGCCCUCCGAGUGCGGCUUCUGCAUGCAGCAAUUCCCCCGAUCCCUCCUGGAGAGGCACCAGAAAGAGGAGUGCCAGGACAGGGUGACCCAGUGCAAAUACAAGCGGAUCGGUUGCCCGUGGCAAGGUCCUUACCACGAGUUGACGGUGCACGAAGCCGAAUGCACCCACCCCACCAAAACCGGCAACGAGCUGAUGGAGAUUUUAGACGAAAUGGACCAAACGCGGAAAAAAGAAAUGCAGCUUUAUAACAGCAUCUUCAGCCUGCUCAGCUUCGAGAAGAUCGGCUACACAGGUUUUGCCGGCCGGGCUCUCUCCUCCUUCUCUCUCCCUCCUGGAAGCGCCGACGACGGUGUGAGCGCGGGCGAAGGGCCCCGCGCCAUCCCUUGCGCUCGGCGAACCCGCGGUUCCUACACCGAGACGGCAGGUGACCGGCUCGUCCCAAAAAUCUCCGGCGCCUUCGCCGAGCCGGCAGCGUCUCGGUGGCGU
Charadrius vociferus (killdeer) is the source of this 618-nucleotide messenger RNA. RefSeq names its product cysteine and histidine-rich protein 1-B-like. The transcript has 3 exons. Gene Ontology annotation, cellular component: nucleus. The record is from RefSeq and is a predicted model, not a curated record. Gene Ontology annotation, molecular function: zinc ion binding. The annotation marks the transcript as partial. Lineage: Eukaryota; Metazoa; Chordata; Aves; Charadriiformes; Charadriidae.